AGAAAUGAGGAAAUUAUAAAUUGGGGAUGUUGUAGAUAGAUUGGAAUGCUGUAUUUGUGUUUCUUGUGUCUUGUUUCGUUGGUUGUGGUACUGAACUGAGCUAAGUAUCAUGCCGUCACUUGUUCAUUAUUUUGAUCUCAGUGAUGGAAUGAAAUUACAGGUGAAAGUUUCUGGGUGUUCCAAGGGGAGUAAUGCAAAAUUGGAGUUUCAACUGAGGAACUGUUCAAACACAUGGGUGCUUCACUGGGGUGGAGUUUAUCGAGGGCAGACGAAAUGGAUCCUUCCUUCUAAUUAUCCUUCCGGGACCAAAAAUUUUGAGCAAAAGGCACUGCAAACCCCCUUUGUGAAGGUUGGUGAGGUCUAUUUAGUCGUAAUAGAGUUGAGGGACCCCAAAAUUCAUGCUAUCGAAUUUGUUUUGAAAGAUGACAGAUUGAAUAAAUGGCUGAAGCUGAAUCAAAGCAAUUUUCGGAUCGAGAUACCUGAGGAUGUAGUGGUGCUCAAUGCUUCUCAUUUAUCUAUACCAAAAGAUUUAGUAGAACGUAGGGCAUAUUUACUUUGGGAAAGUAAGGGCAAGCCAAGAAACUCUCCGCAGCAGCAAAAGGAAGACUAUGAUGCUGCAUAUAAAGAGAUUCAAAGCCAGUUUUCCAAGGGAGUUUCCUUAGAAGAACUGAGAAACUGCAGUCAUCCAUCGCCAGCGAAAAGGAGCGUCGAUGAAAAAGAACGUCCUAUAGUUGUUAGCAGGGCUCCGACACCCAAUUCUCACAGAAGAUAUGAUGUAGGGUUGUGGUUAAACAAAACUUCCAAUGCACAAGCUAAAGCCAACAACUUCGCAGCAUCAGCUUUCAUGAAUCUUGUUGAGAAGUGUAUUGGAGGAGAUAACGUGAUCCUGAGGCAAAAGUUUCAAGUUGGCAACCAUGAAAUAGUUAUUCUUUUGAUAACUGUCAGGGGUGACUAUCAUUUGAUCGUUGCCUCGAAUAUGAAAGGUGCCUUGGUGCUUCACUGGGGUAUAUCAAAGCUCUCAGCUACAGAGUGGUUGAUUCCCCCACAAGCGCUGUUGCCUGAAAGGUCGAAACUGGUCAAUGGAGCAUGUCAGUCUUAUUUUAAAGAAAUGUCAUCAAGAGAGGGCUGGUUUCAGUUUGUGGAUAUUAACCUUCGAAGCAUGGAUCUCUUGGGAAUCCAAUUUAUCCUCUGGUCUGGUGAGUCUUGGUUAAAGGACAAUGGAUCAAACUUCUUUGUGGACCUCAAGCCGACAAGUCAGAAAUCCAAACAGGAUGAAGGAGACGGGAAAAAAAUAGUGAAAUGGUUACUUGAUGAAAUAAAUCGACGAGAAACAGAUGCUGAAAGGUCAUUGAUGCAUAGGUUCAAUAUUGCCAAAGAAUUAGCUGAACGCUGCCAGAGCGAAGGGCAGCUGGGACUCAUUGGUAUAUUAGUCUGGUUGAGGUUUAUGGCAUGCAGACAACUUACAUGGAAUAAGAACUAUAAUGUUAAGCCUCGUGAGAUCAGUGCCGCACAAGAUGCUUUCACUAAUUUACUACAAAGAAAAUAUUCCAGCCAGCCAAAUGAUAGGGAAAUUUUGAGAUUAAUUAUGUCGACUAUUGGUCGAGGAGGUCAAGGUGAUGUAGGGCAGAGGAUUCGUGACGAAAUUCUUGUUCUUCAGAGAAAUAAUGACUGCAAAGGUGGAAUGAUGGAGGAAUGGCACCAAAAGUUACACAACAACAGCAGCCCGGAUGAUGUAAUAAUUUGUCAAGCACUCUUGGAUUAUGUUAAAAGUGAUUUCAAGAUUGAGGUUUAUUGGAAUACCCUAAAAGCAAACGGCAUAACUAAAGACAGACUACGGAGUUAUGACCGUCCUAUUGUGUCUGAGCCUCGUCUCAGGGUGGAUACUAAAGGAGGACUUAUUCGUGACCUGACUUCAUACCUGAAGACGCUAAAGGCUGUUCAUUCAGGUGCCGACCUUGAAUCUGCCAUCGAUACCUGUUUGGGUUACUCUUCUAAGGGUUAUGAUUUUAUGGGUGGAGUUCAAGUUCGUUCAAUUGGUGGCUUAUCUCCAAAAUUGCAGGAAUGCUUGAGCUUUGUAAAGCUUCACAUUGAGGAUAAUAACAUUCGUCUGUUGAUGGAGAAAUUGUUAGAGUGCCGCAUUGAACUUCGCCCGCUUCUCCUCACAUCUCAUGAGAGGUUGAAAGACUUGAUAUUUCUGGAUCUGGCACUGGAUUUUUCUGUCAAAACAACUAUUGAGAGGGGGUUCAAGGAGCUACGUGAUGCCCAUAUUCCAGAUAUCCUGUUCUUCAUUUCUUUGCUGAUUGAAAAUUCUUGUCUAUCUACUGUCAACAAUGAAGAUCUGAUUUUUUGCACGAAGGAUUGGUACCGAAUCUGUGAAUCAUACAAACCCAAUGAUGACCAAUGGGCAUUACAAGCAAAGUCUGUCAUUGAUCGAGUGAGGCUAUCACUCACUGAUAAGGCCCAGUACUACUAUGACAUGAUUCAGCCUAGUGCAGAAUAUCUUGGCAAACUGCUAAUGGUGGAAAAAUGGGCAAUUGACAUUUUCACAGAGGAAUUAAUAAGAGGGGGAUCAGUGACAUGUCUCUCUAUGCUUGUUAACCGUCUAGAUCCUAUUCUUCGAAAAAUUGGAAACUUGGGCUGUUGGCAGAUAAUCAGUGCAGUGGAAGUAUGUGGUUUUGUAACAACUGUAAAUGAGUUAAUUAGUGUUCAAAACAAAGUUUAUGGGAGACGAACAGUACUUAUUGCAAAUAAAGUAUCUGGAGAGGAAGAGAUUCCAGAUGGAGUUGUUGCUGUGCUGACACCUGAUAUGCCUGAUGUUCUGUCUCAUGUUUCGGUUAGAGCAAGAAAUAGUAAGGUGUGUUUUGCCACAUGCUUUGAUCAGAGUAUUCUCAGGGCACUUAAAUUGAAGGAAGGUAAAGCAGUAUCUUUACAAGUAAAGUCAUCAAAUCUGGCGAUCAGUGACAUUAGUAGCUCAGAUGUGUCCCUUGGAGCCUCUGUUUCUUCCUCCAUUCCUCGAGGUCUGACCUUGAAAAAAAAAUCAUUUGCUGGUAAAUAUGCUGUUUCCGCUGAAGAGUUCACAACUGAGAUGGUGGGUGCAAAAUCUCGUAAUAUUCAAUUUUUGAGAGGCAGGGUGCCAUCAUGGAUAAAAAUUCCAACAUCAGUAGCUCUACCGUUUGGAGUCUUUGAGACAGUUUUAGCAUCAGAAUUAAACAAGGAUUUGGCAUCCAAAGUUUCUUCAUUGAGCAAGUUUGUUAAUGCUGGUGAUCUUUCAAAACUCCGAGUAAUUCAAGAAACAAUACUACAAAUGAGAGCUCCUUCUCAGUUGGUUAAUGAAUUCAGAAGCAAAAUGAAAAGUUCAAGGAUGCCUUGGCCCGGCGAUGAAGGCGAGGAGAGAUGGAAUCAAGGUUGGCAAGCAACAAAGAAGGUUUGGGCUUCAAAGUGGAAUGAAAGAGCAUAUGUUAGUUGCAGGAAAGCCAAUCUUAAUCAUGAUAACCUUUGCAUGUCUGUUUUAGUUCAAGAAGUAAUUGCUGCUGAUUAUGCUUUUGUUAUCCAUACAAGAAAUCCCUUAUCAGGAGACACCUCAGAGAUAUAUACAGAGAUUGUCAAAGGACUGGGAGAAACCUUAGUAGGUGCUUAUCCUGGACGAGCAAUGGGUUUUAUUACCAAAAAGUCUGACUUAAAAUCUCCAAAGAUUCUUGGUUAUCCUAGCAAGAAAAUCGGGCUAUUUAUUCGGAAGUCUCUUAUAUUCAGAUCAGACUCGAAUGGUGAAGAUUUGGAAGGAUAUGCUGGAGCAGGGCUUUACGACAGUGUACCCAUGGACAAAGAGGAGGAAGUUAUAUUGGACUAUUCAUGCGACCGUCUAGUAACUGAUAAAGGGUUCCAACGGUCAAUAUUUUCAAGAAUUGCUGAGGCAGGAAAAAUCAUUGAGAGCUUAUACUCUUCUGCUCAAGACAUAGAAGGUGUAGUAAAAGAUGGCGAAAUAUAUGUGGUUCAAACUAGGCCACAAAUGUAGUCUAUUAUGAUGCAGAAACUAUAAAGACCGCCUUCUACUUACCAGCGCAAAAUACCAUUGAAUUUAUCGCAUUAUAUUUCUAAAUUAGUCGUGCAAUACUAUUUUUUCUUCGGUUAGAUCCCUUUUUGUUAACCUUAGAAAUUUGGUCGUGUCAAAAUGUAAUAGAAUCCUCAAAAGAAUUCAUAUUUUCUUGUGCUUUAUAUAUUUUUAGCACUGAAUUUGUUGUA
Messenger RNA from Papaver somniferum (opium poppy), 4239 nucleotides. Its product is annotated as alpha-glucan water dikinase 2. Gene Ontology annotation, molecular function: kinase activity; ATP binding. The transcript has 31 exons. Gene Ontology annotation, biological process: phosphorylation. Bases 110 to 4012 code for a protein of 1300 amino acids. NCBI's taxonomy places the organism in Eukaryota, Viridiplantae, Streptophyta, Magnoliopsida, Ranunculales, Papaveraceae. The record is from RefSeq and is a predicted model, not a curated record.